AUGAAGGCUUUGACUACAGCUCUCCUUUUAUUCGUCGUGUUAAUGGCUUUCACUGUUGAGGCUGAUGCUGGAAGUUUCAAUUUAUCCGGGUCUCUUGAUCCUGGUUUUACGAUCGGACGCGGUCGUCAUAACCGAAAAUCAAAAUCCCGAGCACGCAGUGAUGAAGGAGAGGAAGAUGCGGCUGCUGAUUUCCCAAAACCUCAAGACAUUCACAACUUCGAUGUACCUGAGGCGUUUACCCAGACAGGAGAAGCGGGCGAUAACAGUGAAAAUGAUGACCAAUCGACCCGCCACCAUGGAGGCUCCCAUCGCCGCGCCCACAAACAUUAAAUAAAAAUAAUGAUUUAUUCGAAUGUAUUAUGAUUUAUUUUAAAUAAACAGCGCCGAAUCAUG
Molecule: messenger RNA, 393 nt
Organism: Vanessa atalanta (red admiral)
Lineage: Eukaryota; Metazoa; Arthropoda; Insecta; Lepidoptera; Nymphalidae
Exons: 4
Coding region: 1-330 (109 amino acids)
Source: RefSeq, a predicted model, not a curated record